AUCCUCCAUGCUGCCCUGGAGUGGACAGAUCUAUGUACAGUGUGGUAAUCAACAGAAGUCCAUUAAAGUUCAGAUCCGGCAAGAUCUGGCCAUGGAUGUUUCUGCCACUAGCUGCGCCAUGGACCGCUCUUUACGCCCACUGCCACCUCAGGCUGAGACCCCUUUAGUACCAGGACAGAAACCUCAGAGCAGCAGCACCCAGCCUCAGGUUGAGAUCAAGAACCGAACGCUGGUCUUCCCUCCCACUGCCUCUGGAGAAUCAUCAGAAUGUUCUCUGGAGGUGGAGAAUCAUGGAGAGGAGGUCAGAUGGUACCUCUCUUCAUUUGCUCCUCCAUAUGUAAAGGGUGUCGAUAGCGGUGGAGAUGUUUAUCGUGCCACAUACUCUGCCUUCAGAUGUGAGAAGGCAUCUGGGACUCUGGGGAUUCAAGAGAGGAUGCAGGUUCCAUUCACUUUCCUUCCACGUGAUCGGGGAGAUUAUGCGCAGUUUUGGGAUUUGGAAUGUCACCCAACAGCCAAACCUCAGCACAAGAGCCGUGUUCGCUUCCAGUUGUGUGGCACUGGCAUAAGAGCAGGAGAAGCAUCGAGUGUUAAAGAAAAUUGCUCCUUGGUGAAAACGGAAGCCACUGUGAAGAACAGGAAGAGACUGGAUUCUGCAGGCUCAAAGACUGGAUCUUCAACUGAGAAUCAGAAGAGGGGCGUUUAUGCACCUCAAAGUCUGUACACAUUUCCUGCCACACGAGUGGGCGCCACCAGCACACUGAAGGUUAACUUCAGAAAUAACUCCUCCAACACACAUGAGAUCACAACACUACAUCAACCUCCCUGUUCAGUUCGUGCCAGCCACUGUGGGCCAGUUUUCCGGCACACUACUCGUACAGACGGACACAGACGCUAAACUGAUCGUAGAGCUCAGUGGAGAAGCCUUGCCAUGAA
Messenger RNA from Sinocyclocheilus rhinocerous, 933 nucleotides. Its product is annotated as centrosomal protein of 192 kDa-like. Gene Ontology annotation, biological process: centrosome cycle; protein localization to centrosome; mitotic spindle assembly. Lineage: Eukaryota; Metazoa; Chordata; Actinopteri; Cypriniformes; Cyprinidae. Gene Ontology annotation, molecular function: protein kinase binding. The transcript is spliced from 8 exons. The record is from RefSeq and is a predicted model, not a curated record. Bases 8 to 895 code for a protein of 295 amino acids. Gene Ontology annotation, cellular component: cytoplasm; centriole; pericentriolar material.